Molecule: messenger RNA, 6989 nt
Organism: Ictidomys tridecemlineatus (thirteen-lined ground squirrel)
Lineage: Eukaryota; Metazoa; Chordata; Mammalia; Rodentia; Sciuridae
Gene: Prr35
Product: proline rich 35
Source: RefSeq, a predicted model, not a curated record
UGAGGGGCAGUGGGGCUUGUGCCGUGAAUGCUCAUUGCUGCCCAAGGUCAGCCUCAUGUGAGCCUCUAAGGGGUGGGGCAGCCAGGAAGAUGCUCUGCAGGAAGGUCCAGGUAGGCAGGAGCUGCAGCCAGACCCUGCAACCUCAGCCAGACCGGAGGGUCCAUGUGAAUGGGUUCCUGCUGUGUUCAGGGCCCUGUCUGAACCCAUCAGUCACCAGGCAGGAGCAGAUGGAGCAAGGGGGGCAGAGUGGGACAGCAGCUCCUGCCCUGCAGUUGCUUCCACGUCCCCUCCUGGCCUCCUGGUGUCACAGGUGACGCUGAGCCACUCAGCCUGUCUCUGGCCAGCAGCCCAGGCCCCUUUUGGGGCUAGAGGACACCCCCUGGGCAGAGCGGGGGCUGGGAGUGUGCGACCAGAGCACUGUGUGUAAGAGGCCUGUCAUAGGCCAGCCCAUCGAAUGUGAAAGCAAUUAAAGCCACCAGCAGUGUUCGCUCCGGGCGGGCCUCAGGCGGCGGGGCAGCUGCCACAGCACAUCUCACCUCGCGCCCACAGGCCGCCUGGCCCCUCGCGUCUGCGCACCAGGUUGGACCUCUUGUGGGUGGGGGCCAGGCCUGGCUCACCUGUGUAUCUGGCCAAAGCUCCCUUUGUCCACCCCUGAGAUCCCUGGGCAACCUAGGACCCUGGCUCCUUCCAAGGCUCCUUUCAUAUGCCCUACCUGGCACCCACCUUCCUCUGGCCUCUGCAUUCUCCAGCCCCAAGACAGCCCAGGAGGGAGGUCCAAGUUGGGAGACAACUGCCUGGGCUGGGCAGGGUGUCCCCGACAGGCCAGCAGCAGCACACCCUCUCCCUUUGACCCAGCUGAUACCCUCCCCUCCCUUUGGAUCCCAGCAGGCAGGGGAUAUGAACCUAAGGUGUCCAUAAAGGAGGUGGGGGCACUAGCAGGCAAGACCCUUAGGCCAGCAUUGGGCAGGAGGCAGGAAGGGCAUCUUGAUGCAGGUUGAGGGAGAGUCCUGGAGGAGGAGGAGGAGGAGGAGGUUCUAUGUGCAGAGCAGGUGGGGAGUGGCUGGGCCAAUUCAAGGAGUGGGUCUCAAACACUGUCCCAUCAGUGGGCUGGACUGGGCAGUUCGGCCAUCUCUAGAGUGCACCUGGUACUCGAGCCAGCCUGUAAACAGCAGGGUGGACUGGCCCUAGAGGGGUUCACAAAGCUCAAGCAGACGGGACUCGCUGCUAAGGCAGGGAGUGGAUGCCAAGGGUCUUAGGGGCCCUGCCUGGCAGUCUCCACCCCAGGGUCUUCCAGCCCUCUUCCCCUCCACUCUGCCCCUCAUCCCCUCCCCACAUCUCUACCCUUCCCCACCUUGCUCCCCGACUUCCUGACCACUUGGCCCCGUGCCCCAGCCCUCUCCUAGCCCUCACUGUUGGCGCAGCAUGCUGCAGCAGCCUUCCCGGGCAGCGAGUUCUCACUGGUGAGGCCUCCCUGUCAGAAGCAUUUAGUGUACAAAUUAGUCGCAGCCUCCCUGCCUCCCUGCUCUGGGCGCUGGGCUGACAGAGCUGCAGCUUGGGGCCCUCUCCUGCCUGCCCAGGGCAUACACUGCCAGGUGUGGACCCCUGGCCACUGCCCACAUUCAAACAGGAAGGCCCAUCCCCUGGGCAGCCAGGGCUCUCCUUGGGGCCCUUGACUUUGAGCUGGACAGUCAUGCCUUCUGGGAAAGCUAUGGGAAUCCAAGCCUAGGGCCCACCACCUGCAUUGACCCAAGGAGAGCUGAGUCCCGAAGUUGAGGGCAGCACUGCCUAGACCUGGGUCUAGCUCGCAGGCCCCCACUGCCCCACCCGACAGCCGGCCUGCCACUCAGGCGGGGAAAAUCAUCUGUGACAGGCCCAGGAAGGCCGGCCCUGGGGGCCGCAGAGCAACACGCUCAGCCUCUCUUCCCAGCAUAUGGCUGCUGUCGGCCCCGGGCACUGCUCAGCCAGUGCCAGGCUCAGAGACCGGGUGGGGGCAUGGGCACCCCGGGUCUCUCGUUCCACCCGCCUUGCCGGCUGCGCCCUCAUGAACCAAGAGGCCCCUGCCCCAGCGGGAAUGCUCCCCUGUCAGGGAGUUCACUCCCGCAACAGCACACAGCACCUGCUUCUCACCCUCUCAAGGGCUUCCAGGAGUGCCAUUUGUCCAGGAGGGAAGCAGUCGGAUCCCAGGAUGCCCCAACCCCAGGAACCACAUUCUUGCCCAGCCCUCGUGAGCCCAGGCUCUCCCUGCCCACUUAGCUUCCCUGCCCUGUUCCUCCCCUCAUGAACCUCCCUCAGGUCCCCAGUCUCCUCAGGGUCUUCAGCCUCAGUCCUGGGCAGGACCCUCAGAAAAUACGGCCCUCAGCCCAGGCCUGGACCUGCCCCAGCCUGAAGUCCCUAGGACCACAUCAGGGAAGGUGAAGCCCAAGGAUGCCUGUGCCCUCCAGCCAGUGCUCCUCAGUCAGUGAGCAGGCAUGAGCUGAGGCCAAACAUCCUGUGUGGCUCUAACCACCCCAGAAAGACCCAGGGCUCCUGCCACUGCACAGACAGUCCCACUGUGGGCUUCAGGGCUGGCCUGGGGGCUCUAUCUCAUCCUUGUGUCUCUUGGACAGGUGCUGGGUGGCCCAGCCACACACCUGUCCUGGCUAAGGGUGUGACACUGAGGGGAUGGGACAGGUCUUCCCCCAGGCACUGAGUGGUCACAGACCCCAAUUGGCCUGCUAAGCCCAGCACACAAGCCCCCCACACAGUCAGUUCUGGCAGAAAUGAAGGUGACAGGCUGGCAGCUGUGGUAGACUGGGCAGAGAAGGUUAAUGGCCAAGGAGGGGCAGCCUGCACCAGCACCCAGGAACCAGGCCCCUGUCCAGAAUCCCACUGGAGUCUGAGUCUCCACCUCUUCUGCAGAGAAGACUAAGGCCCAGGGAGUGCGGGCAAGGGUCCACUGGCUCUGGGCCACAGGGGAGUCCAGUCCCUGUCUCAGGAGGCAAGGGCCACCUCCCAGAGCCCAAGGUUUUCCCCUGGGGGAAGGGUUGUCUCAGCAGGGAGUCAUGACCUAGAAGGAAAGGGAGGAGCCACCAUGUGGGAUUGGAUGUGCUUCAGAGCCCCUGGGGCAAAGGGCAGGAGACAUCCAUCCAUGCCCAGCCCCAGACUUCUCAAGCAAACCCAGGGCUUGCCCCAGAGUGCAACCAGGGUGUGCCUUUCCCUCUCAGGGUUUGUCCCUCCUCUUCUCUCCCAUCAGGUAGGGGAAGGGGCUCCACUGCUAGGCAGAGUGGGCCCCUCCUGCUACCUCCUGCUUUUCUGACCCUGUCCUGGCCUCCUCGCCCCUCUGGGGCUACCUAGUCACCUGAGCUUCACAUGGCUUUGCUCCUACAUGACAAGACCAAGCUCCCUAUGACCAGACUCCCCAAGACUGACUCCCUAAGAUAGGUUCCCCAAGGCAGGCUCCCCAAGAUGGGCUCCAUAAGACAGGCUCUCCAUGAUGAGGCUCCCCAAAACAGGCUCUCUAGGGCUCUCCAUGACAUAUUCCCUAGACAGACUCCCUAACACCAGGGCUCCCCACAACCAGGCUCUCCAAGACCAGACCCCCUAAGACCACAGAUCCCCAAGACCACAGCUCUCUAAGACCAGGGCUUCCCUGGAUGAUGGCCACAGCCUCCAGCCAGCCCAUCCCCUGUGCUGUCAGAAAUAGCUUCUCCCAGACCCUCAGAAUGGUCAGCCUGAGGCUGGCCAGUGAGGACUAGAGAGAACACAGCUGUCCCUGGGACCUCUCACUCUCACUGUCUCAGAGUGACUUUGGCCUCUCUGGUCAGUGCUCAUAACAAGGGACGGUAUCCUGGCCCCCACUCUCCACAGGGCUGCUGGCAUGAUGGCAGCCCAAGCUGUCUCCCAGCCUGGGGCCACCUGCACGGUCAGCUGGUCAGCUGGGCCAGGCCAGUCAGGGAGAGAAGGAUGGCAUGCUGUUCUGGCCACAGCACCCCUCCCAUCCCCCAGCCCUUCUGGGGUGUCCCUCAGGAGUGGGCUAGUGUCAGAAAGGUGACAUGGGGGGCAGGAGGAAGGUUUUGCCCAUCCCCCAAAACCAUGGGGCCCUGAUCCUUGGUCAGCAGAGGGAUCCCUGCCAUCACCCCACUGCACAAACUGGCUGGUCACGGAACCAGGUGAUGCUAGGCUUCUGGGUCCAGUGCUCCUCUCUGGCAACCCCAUUAAAAAGGCAGGACUUCUUCUUCUUUUCCCCAGGACUUCUGCUCCCCUGACCUAGGCUAGGGAGGCCCCAGGAAUCAGUAGCUGAGCCUGCAGGAAGCCUUGGUGUACAGGGGUCAAGUGGCUCUCUGCCUCCACAGAGCAGGCAGUGACUACUCCUCUGGCUGGAGUCACUAUGCAGAAAAUUGCCACACAACUCUGGGUCAGGAGUCUUCUGAGAAUCACAGGCAGACUCCUGGAAGGAAAUCAUCUGGCUCUGCCCAGCUGCAUCUCUGUCCACUUCUAGGAUGGAGUGGAUGGAUCAGGUGAAUUUCUGCCAGGACCGGCUGAGAAGUGGGACCCUGGAAUGUUCAGUUUUGACAACUGGAGAACAGCUCUGGCAUGAGGACACUGGGGGAGAGUGUUGCCAGGAUUCAUGGUGUGCUGGGCCUUGAGGUCCCCUCACCAUUGCACAGGUUCUCCCAGGAGUGUGGCCAGUGAGAAGAGGUCUUUGAAACAGCUGGCGAAUGCAGCCCUGGGGCACCUCCCAGGGAGGGGGGAAUGAGGACAAAGCACCGGCGCUGCACCCAGAUAGGGUGUCAGCGUGAGGUGACCAGCCUGAGGCAGUGGCGGCUGUGGGCCAGGCGUGGGGAGCACACCCAUUUCAUCUCCGGUUUGGAGUAAAGGAUCCGUAGAGGCCAACGGGCCCAAGGAAAGCUGCAAGGGCGCGCUGGCUCCCCUGCUUCAGCUCUAGGCGCGGUCCCUCCCAGCUGGCUCUGGGGGGCACCCUGUCCUGGGGCGCAGCCCGCAGCCCCAGCCUGGGUGGCCAGGCGGCUGUCAGGGGCCACAGCCUUGACAGAUGAGCGCUGACGCCCCCUCACGCCGCUGCCGAGACCCGGGAGACUUGGCCGCCUCCACGCACCCCCGCGGCAGCCUGCAGGCGACGGGGGCGGGGACGGUGCCAGGCGCCCCUCACUCGCCGCGCACCUGCGCGCCACUCGGGCUCGGCUGCACCUCGGCGUGUCGGGCGCUGUUCCAUUCUGAGCCGAGCCGUCCGGUGAGGCCGGUAGCCAUGGUGCCCCAGUCUGCCCACUAGCCAGCCACCAUGUCCCGUGAGGCUGGCUCGUGCCGCGUGGGAACUGGGGCCAGGGCAAGGUCUCGGAAGCCCAAGAAGCCACACUACAUCCCCCGGCCCUGGGGCAAACCCUACAACUACAAGUGCUUCCAGUGCCCCUUCACGUGCCUGGAGAAGUCCCACCUCUACAACCACAUGAAGUACAGCCUCUGCAAAGACUCCCUCUCACUGCUGCUGGACUCCCCAGACUGGGCGUGCCGCCGUGCCCCCUCCUCUCCCAGGCCCCAUAUGUCUACCCCAGAUGGUUCUGGGGACCCCCCAAGCCGUGGCAGGCAGCCCACCGUGCCAGACGCCAUGGUCACUGACAGCCUUUCCCAGCGCCAUUGCAGUGAGGGCCCUAAGCCUGGGGCCAAGGGGUCUCCAGAGUCACUGCCCACUCUGGCCAGGGCUGCUCAGAAGGGUCCUGGCCCUGGUGGGCUCCUGAUGGAGUCCUGGAAGCCAGAGCUGGGCAGUGGUACAAGGAGCAUGGCUGUAGGGGCUGUAGCCUCAGCAGGCCCUGAGAGAAGUGUCCCCUGCUACCCACCACCCACCCCGGGUGAAUUCCCAGAGGCCCAGAGCAUCCACCUGUCACUGCUGGGUGUCAACUACCCUCUUGGCCCUGGCCUCUUCUCCUACCUGGGUCCAUCACUGGCUGCUGCUGCCCACAUGCCCUUCUUGGCCUCAGCCAGCCCUCUGCUGCCCCCCGCUGCCACCUUCCCCUCCCCACAGUCCCCUGAGCGGGCCGCCCCAGCCCCUCGCCUGUAUUAUCCUCUGCUCCUGGAGCAGAGUCUGGGGCUUCCAGCUGGCAGGGCCGGCCCUGCCAAACCCUCUAUGCCCCCUAAGGGACCCCCUGGGACUCUGACUCCUGGGCUGCUGAAGGUGCCCAUUCCAGGGCUGGGGGGGGCCUGGCCCUAUGGCACCCCCAGGGAUCCAGGGCAGGAGGGAGACCCCCAGAGACAGCUGCCCCUGGGGAGCAGGCUGGAGCUCCAGAAGGCCUCCUCAAGCCUGGCGAAGUUUGGUUCCCAGAGCAGCCUGCCAUCAGGCUCCUCCCUGAUGCUCUGGCCUGAGGACAAGGAGCUGGGUGACCCCAAGGCCUCAGGUCCUGAGGUCCAUGUCGCCCAGCAGUCACAGGCCCAGGUGCUCGGAAGCCCAGAACCUGUGGGUGAGGACCUGACCCAGGCCCUCGGCGACUAUGCCAGGGUGGAACAGUACCUGGGGCAGUUGAUGCCUGUUGGGGGCCUGGCCCCCCAACCUCUGCGGGAGCAGCUAGGAAAGAUCCGUCGAGAGCUGCUCACCAUCCACCAGGCACUGGAGCGGGCAGCACGGCCACUGGACACACCUCUUGACCUCUCUGUGAAACGGGUGCCUGCCAAGGGACCUGAGGCACGAGCAGAGGCCUGGGAACUGCCUGAGCUGGGCCCCACACUGGCAAGGGGGACCCCUGAGACUCCCAGCAUGCUGGGCCACACAGCACCUGAGCCCUUCUCCAGCCAUACCACCAAGUGUGAGGCAGACUCCAGUGUCCCACCCCCCGGCCUUCCCCUCCAGGCGCAUGAGGACCCUGUCAUUCCUGGCCGUGGCUGGGGUACUUGUGUCCGGGCUGGGGGCUCCCAGACCCCUAAGGAUAUCCCUGGCCUGCAGAGCCCCACAGGUGCUGAGGUCUAACCACAGCCACUAAGUGUGAUGGCCCUGCCCCUGCCCUGGG